AGCCCCGCCAGCCAAUCACCAUCCGCGCGCCCCCAGAAACCCGCCCUUGCGCUGCUUAGUUUCAGCUGUCGCGAGUGCCUCAUCCAAACGACAUUGGAUUUUGGUUUCAGAUACCCAGGCCGAGGAGAUGGAAUAGAGAGCGGCGCAUCAUGUCUGGAGCCCGCGCGAGAGAGCAGCAGCAGCCUUCCACGUCAUCGUCAUCGCACACUCCAGCCAUUGCCACUCCCGCCUCCUCUGAAGACCGCGACGAGCUCGACUUCCUAGGCGACGACAACGACGACCACGACGACCACGACAUCCUCGACCACGACCCCAUCCACGGCGAUCUCAGCACGCCAUUGUCCUUCAAGCGCAAGCAGAAGCCCGCGCUGCUGUCGAACCCGCUGCGAGUCUUUUCGACGCUCGCUGGCUCGUCAUCCUCCUCGCCUCCGCAGUCGCAUCACAGAUCCAAUGGCCACCAGCACUCGGCCUCUCUCGCAUCGCUGACCAGCAUCGCCGGCUCGCUGCGAGACCAAGUCUUUGGCAACCCCAAAGAUGGCAUCCCCAACGACUGGUACGCCGAGGGCCCCGGGCGGCGCGUCGCCUACGAGGACCUGACGGCCAUCGACUGGAUCUUCGAGUACACAAAGGAGCGGCAGCGCCUGCGCGUCCUGUCGUCGAGCUCGGGCGGCGGCAUCGUCAGCUACAUCAGACAUCUCCUGGACGCUAGCCAGGUGUGGAUCGUGCUGCUGUUGACGGGCUUGGCGGUGGGCGUGAUUGCGGCCCUGAUCGACAUCACGACCGACUGGCUGGGCGACGUCAAGCUUGGCUUCUGCACGAGCGGCCCCGAGGGAGGGCACUUCUACCUGAACAAGAACUUUUGCUGUUAUGGCUACGAUCAGGGCUCCAAGUGCGCGGGUUGGCGGUUCUGGAGCGAGGCUCUUGGCAUCCACUCCGCUGCGGGCAAGUGGUUCAUUGAGUACUUUUUCUUCUUGGCUUUUGGGGUCCUCUUUGCAUACUGUGCGGCACUGCUUGUACAGGAAUAUGCCAUCUAUGCCAAGCACAGCGGUAUCCCCGAGAUUAAGACCGUUUUGGGAGGAUUCGUUAUCCGCAAGUUCCUGGGACCUUGGACAUUGGUGACGAAAUCAUUUGGUUUGGUCCUUGCCGUGUCAUCGGGAAUGUGGUUAGGAAAAGAAGGCCCCCUGGUACACGUAGCUUGUUGCUGCGCAAACGUGUUUAUCAAAUUAUUUUCAAACAUCAAUAACAAUGAAGCACGAAAACGAGAAGUGCUCUCGGCUGCAGCAGCUUCUGGCAUUUCGGUAGCCUUUGGAUCUCCUAUUGGAGGAGUGCUGUUCAGUCUUGAGCAAAUUUCAUACUUUUUCCCAGAUAAAACCAUGUGGCAGAGCUUCGUCUGCGCAAUGGCCGCUGCCGUCAUCCUCCAGGCUUUCGACCCCUUUAGAUCUGGUAAGCUGGUCAUGUAUCAGACAAAGUAUAGCCAUGAUUGGCAGGGCUUUGAGAUCUUGCCGUAUGCCAUACUAGGCAUUAUUGGCGGUGUCUACGGCGGCCUCUUCAUCAAGGCUAACAUGGCCGUCGCUCGAUGGAAGAAAUCAAAAUCUUGGCUCCCCGGCCCUAUAACGCAAGUCCUGGCAGUGGCCCUCCUCACUGCGCUUGUAAACUACCCCAACCAUUACAUGAAGUUUCAAGCUUCUGACCUUGUGUCCAAUUUAUUCACCGAAUGCUCUCAAAACUUGGACGAUCAGAUUGGCCUAUGCAAAACGGGCGUAGCGUCAGCCGGCACCAUUGUACUCCUAAUCUUCGCCGCCUUCGUCGGCUUCCUUCUUUCCACCAUCACUUUUGGCCUCCAGAUCCCAGCCGGAAUCAUCCUGCCCUCCAUGGCAAUCGGCGCCUUGGUUGGCCGAGCCAUGGGCAUCUUGAUGGAGAUUUGGGUGGAUAAUGCCCGCGGCUUCUUCCUCUUCAAAACCUGCGCUCCUGACGUGCCAUGCGUCACACCCGCCACAUAUGCCAUUGUCGGAGCGGCGGCGGCUCUGGCGGGCGUCACUCGCAUGACCGUCUCCAUCGUCGUCAUCAUGUUUGAGCUCACCGGCGCUCUUACGUACGUGCUGCCCAUCAUGGUUGCCGUCAUGAUUUCCAAAUGGGUCGGCGAUGCCUUUUCCCGACGCGGCAUCUACGAAUCCUGGAUUCACUUUAAUGAAUAUCCCUUCCUCGAUAAUAGCGCCGAAGUGGCUAUUCCCGAUGUCCCCGUCGCCGAUAUCAUGACCCGCGUUGAAGAUCUCAUUGUUCUCACCGCCACGGGACACACAAUCGCCUCCCUCAAUAGCAUUCUCGAGAUGCACCCUCACCGUGGCUUUCCUGUCAUUUCGGAUCCUCGAGACGCAAUCAUGCUAGGCUACAUCUCCCGCGCAGAGCUUAGCUACAACCUCAAAACAGCGUCCAAAUCUCCACGCAAUCUUCCCCCCGAAACAGAGGCCUACUUCUCCCACCAACCUCUGGCAGACCCUCGAACGACGCUCGAUCUCCGGCCCUGGAUGGACCAAACUCCCUUAACAUUGCCCUCUCGCACGAGCUUGCACCUCGUCGUGUCUUACUUCCAGAAACUGGGUCUGCGAUACAUGCUCUUCACCGACCGUGGUGUCCUGCAAGGUCUGCUCACGAAAAAGGACAUUUGGUACGUCCUCAACGGCGCGGACGAAACACGGCGCACAUCCGAUUUUUCUGCGCCCAUUAGAGCCGGAGCCCGGACAAGGGAGCAAGAGAGCGGGAUUAUGGACGAGGGUGGAGAUGAGGAGCAGAGAGGCCUCCUGCGGCCGGGAGAUGAUGCAGAUGAUACGGAUAGGGGGUCAAUAUUAUAGAGCGGGAUAUGGAGUUGCAGGAACGUAUUUUGCGAUAUCUAAGAUUUCUUUAGAAUUGUAUUAGAGGAGUAGUUAUUUGACAUUUCAAUAUUUGACAAUAUGAAUGAAGAAGAAGGCUGAAAUUUGGCAUAUAUUGCAUAGUAGUGACAUACAAAAUAGUGCUCAGCUAAU
Molecule: messenger RNA, 3020 nt
Organism: Trichoderma asperellum CBS 433.97
Lineage: Eukaryota; Fungi; Ascomycota; Sordariomycetes; Hypocreales; Hypocreaceae
Biological process (GO): transmembrane transport; chloride transport
Cellular component (GO): Golgi apparatus; plasma membrane; early endosome
Molecular function (GO): voltage-gated chloride channel activity
Source: RefSeq, a predicted model, not a curated record